Necator americanus (New World hookworm) is the source of this 1869-nucleotide messenger RNA. RefSeq lists its product as uncharacterized. Gene Ontology annotation, biological process: acetylcholine biosynthetic process; neuromuscular synaptic transmission. Lineage: Eukaryota; Metazoa; Nematoda; Chromadorea; Rhabditida; Ancylostomatidae. Gene Ontology annotation, molecular function: choline O-acetyltransferase activity. Gene Ontology annotation, cellular component: cytoplasm; neuron projection. Bases 1 to 1869 code for a protein of 622 amino acids. The transcript is spliced from 15 exons. The record is from RefSeq and is a predicted model, not a curated record.
AUGGAGAUCGAAUCGAAUUGCUGUUGCUGGUAUGACAAAUGUCUACCAAAGCCACCAUUACCGUCACUGGAUCAUUGUCUGGAUCGUUAUCUGGAAUAUGUGGGAGUGGUGGCCGAAGGACAAAACCGAGAUGUUCUAAGUACUGUGCACGCGGUAGAGGAGUUCCGAAAAAAUGGCCUGACCUAUCAACGGCGUCUGCAACAACUUUCCGAAAGCGAAGUCAAUUGGAUUAACCAAUUUUGGCUGCCGGAAAUGUAUUUACGAAUUCGCUUGCCGCUGCCAGUUAAUAUAAGUCCAGCCUAUAUUUUUCCCCAGCAACAUUUCAAAGAUGAAGAGGAUUGGUUAAGAUACACUGCUUUUCUAAUCAGAGGAAUGCUAGAAUACAAGAACAAAAUUGACACAAAACAACUUGAACGAGAGUUUUCAACUGGAAAAAUCAAAGUUCGGAUGUGUAUGAAGCAAUACGAUAGCAUUCUUUCGCGUUACAGGCAACCAGCUUUGAAUCAAGAUGUCCAACUGAUGAAACAAAAGCAAAACAACGGAAAUGAACAUAUUCUUGUUAUGUGCAGAAAUCAGGCCUACGUUGUGCAUACUCGUAUUGGAGGGCAUAUGCUUCCAUUUGCUGACAUUCUUUUCCAACUUCGUGAGGUACUACGAAUGUCUGAGGCCAGAAAGGAUAUGGCCAUCCCGAUCGGUGCUUCGGCAGCUGGCGAUCGUGAUACUGCGGCUCAGUUUUGGAAUACGCUUCAGGAAGUAGAUGUGAACUGCAUUUCUCUCACAUGGGCACAAGAAGCAAUAUUCGUCGUGUGUCUGGAUGAUGAGGAUAAGAAAUCCAGGCCAGCGCAAAACUGGUCCAACAUCCAAGACCAUGAAAAGGACUUCGUGGCAAGAGGGAAACAUAUUUUGACUGGCGGUGGACCCCGAGGGCACGGACUUAAUCGGUGGUAUGAUGCCACCAUACAGCUGGUUGUUGGUAGUAGUGGCACAAACGGGUUCUGUAUUGAACAUUCAGUGGCCGAGGGUAUAGUUAUUAUUAAUAUGGCCGAAAGUGCACUGAAAUACGAACGAGAAAACAAGAAUCGAAAUUUGAUCAGUCGAACACAAAGAGAAAUACGUCCUAAACCACUUACAUGGCAUGUGGAUAGAGAAGCGUUGAUGUUGUUGGAGAAGCAGAAAGCCACAUUGGAAGAGUUAACACAAGAGCUAGACUUGGACGUACUGAUAUUCAACGAUUUUGGACGAGAUUUUAUUAAAGGACACAAAUUUAGCCCGGAUGGAUUUGUCCAACUAGCACUUCAACUAGCACACUUCAAGUUACACGGCUACCUUGUGUCCACCUACGAAUCCGCCUCUCUUAGACGGUAUAGAGCUGGACGUGUAGAUAAUAUUAGAGCAAAUACGAAGGAAGCACUUGAUUGGGUUAAGGCUAUGACAAGGGACAUACCAAAGGAAAUAAGAUUAAAACGUAUGAUGAAAGCAGCGGAAAAGCAAGCGAAGGUUACGCAAGAGAAUAUCGCCGGAUUCGGCAUUGAUAAUCAUUUGUGCGCCUUAUCUGUAAUCGCCAGACAAUCAAUGGAAUCCGGUGAGAUAAAAGUGUUGCCGGAAAUUUUCCUCGAUCCUAUGUGGAACGAACUUAUGCGAUUUCCUUUGUCAACAAGUCAGGUGACAACCUCAGCCGAUAUUCCUGACUGUUAUCUAUGCUAUGGUGCUGUUGUUCGUGAUGGAUAUGGCUGCUCGUACAACCUCCAGAAAGAUGCAAUAAUUUUCGCGCCUUCUGCGUUUAAAUCAAAUCCUCGAACUAAUCUUUCUGCUUUUAAAGAGUCGAUUCGAGCGGCCCUUCGUGAUAUGAAAAGCUUAAUAGCAGAUUGA